CGCGGCGUGGCGGCCCCGGGGGACGGGAAAGUUGCCAGCGCGGGCGCCGAGAUGCCGGGCAGCGACACCCCGCUCACCGUGGACCGGACCUACUCCGACCCGGGCCGGGACCGCUGCAAGAGACGGGUAGAGCGUCAUGACAUGAAUACCGUAAGCCUGCCCCUCAACAUACGCCGAGGGGGCUCAGACACCAACCUCAACUUCGACGUACCAGAUGGCAUCCUGGACUUCCACAAGGUCAAACUCAGCGCGGACAGCCUGAAGCAGAAAAUCCUAAAGGUAACAGAGCAGAUAAAAAUAGAGCAGACGUCCCGUGAUGGGAACGCGGCGGAGUAUCUGAAGCUGGUCAGCAGCGCGGACAAGCAGCAGGCCGGCCGGAUCAAGCAAGUCUUUGAGAAGAAGAAUCAGAAGUCAGCUCACUCGAUCGCCCAGCUGCAGAAGUUAGAAAAGUAUCAUAGAAAGCUCAAGGAGAUCGAACAGAACGGAGCCUCCAAAAGCUCAAAGGACUUUUCCAAAGACCACCUGGAGGACAUCCAGCACUCUCUGAAAGAUGCCCACGCCAAGUCUCGAACGGCGCCCGGCAACAUGGAGAGCGGUAAAUCGGGCAUGCCAGGGGUGUCCCUCACUCCCUCCGUGUUCGUCUUUAAUAAGUCCAGGGAGUUUGCCAACCUAAUCCGUAAUAAGUUUGGCAGCGCCGACAACAUCGCUCACUUAAAAAAUUCCUUAGAGGAGUUUAGGCCCAAGGCGAGUGCCAGGGUCUACGGGGGCAGCGCGACCAUUGUGAACAAGCCCAAGUAUGGCAGUGACGACGAGUGUUCAAGUGGCACCUCGGGUUCCACCGACAGUAAUGGGAACCAGUCGUCCGCUGGCGGAGCCGGCACGCUGGACAGCCAGGGGAAGCUCACCAUGAUCCUGGAGGAGCUGUGGGAGAUCAAGGACACCCAGGCACAGCUGGCUGAGGACAUCGAGGUGCUGAAGGUGCAGUUUAAGAGAGAAUAUGGUUUUAUUUCUCAGACCCUGCAAGAGGAGAGAUACAGGUACGAGUGAUUGGAAGACCAGCUCCAUGACAUGACGGACCUGCAUCAGCACGAGACAGCCAACCUGAAACAGGAGCUGGCCAGCAUCGAGGACAAGGUGGCCUACCAGGCCUAGGAGCGCUCGCGGGACAUCCAGGGGGCCUUGGAGUCCUGCCAGACUCGCAUCUCAAAGCUGGAGCUGCACCAGCAGGAGCAGCAGGUGCUGCAGACGGACACCGUGAAUGCCAAAGUUCUCCUGGGCAAGUGCAUCAACGUGGUCCUGGCCUUCAUGACUGUGAUCUUGGUGUGCGUGUCUACCAUCACCAAGUUCGUCUCGCCCAUGAUGAAGAGCCGCUUCCACAUUGUUGGCACCUUCUUUGCUGUGACUCUUCUUGCAAUAUUUUGUAAAAACUGGGACCAUAUUCUGUGUGCCAUAGAAAGGAUAAUAAUACCAAGAUGA
Equus quagga is the source of this 1476-nucleotide messenger RNA. Its product is annotated as transmembrane and coiled-coil domain protein 3-like. The record is from RefSeq and is a predicted model, not a curated record. Gene Ontology annotation, cellular component: endomembrane system. NCBI's taxonomy places the organism in Eukaryota, Metazoa, Chordata, Mammalia, Perissodactyla, Equidae.